AAAUGUAAAGUCGUGGACGUAAGUAAAAUCUUUCAACUCGCAACCAUUUGGCGUUGAAAAUACUUCUACACUCUACUGGUGGUGCCGUGAAACAAUCGCCACCACUACCAUUCCACAAUGGCGGAGGAAAUAGUGGUGGUUUUCGAUUUUGACAGGACGCUAAUCGAAGACGACAGCGAUAGUUGGGUGGUGACUCAGAUGGGACUCACCGCAUUGUUCAAUCAACUCCGUUCUACAUUGCCCUGGAACUCUCUCAUGGAUAGGAUGAUGAGUGAGCUUCACUCACAAGGAAAAACAGUUGAUGAUAUUACAGAGUGCUUAAAUCGAACUCCAUUGCAUCCGAAUGUUAUUUCUGCAAUUAAAUCAGCUCGUGCCCUUGGGUGUGAUUUGAAAAUACUUAGCGAUGCAAAUCAGUUUUUCAUUGAGAAAAUCUUGGAUCAUCACGGGUUAUUGGGAUGCUUCUCGCAGAUCAUUACAAAUCCGAGCUUCGUAGAUGGUGAGGGGAAGCUUCGGAUUUUUCCUUUUCAUGAUUUGAGCUCACCUCCUCAUGGCUGUCACUUAUGCCCUGCAAAUUUGUGCAAGGGUCUGGUUAUAGAACAAAUCCGGGCUGAAAAUCGGGGGAAAAGAUUUAUCUACCUUGGAGAUGGGAGUGGUGACUUCUGUCUAUCUCUGAAACUUGGAGAAGGUGAUUAUGUGAUGCCAAGGAAGGACUACUCGUUAUGGAAUUGCAUUGGCAGAAAUCCGGAUCUUGUCAAGGCAGAAGUUCAUGAGUGGAGCAAUGGAGACGAGCUUGGAAAGGUUCUUCUCUACCUUAUCAACAAAAUCUCCAGUGAAGAGAUCAUCAAGAAGUCGUCGCAAUGUAAGGUUUCUUCCACUCAGGAAGCACACCCUCAAACUUUAACUGUUCCUCAUUAGCUUUCAGAAAUCAUUGCAAAGGUGCUUUGAUGCUGAUUGUUUUGAUUUGAUUCUGAUUCUGAUUCUGCUGAUGCUUCAGCAACCGUGAAUAAUUAGUAGGUAGGUAGUAGUCAUAAUGAUCUUUGGUCCUGACAGCCUUUCAUUUUCAUGAACGAAUUAUAGGAAUUGAUUAAAAAAAGUAUAAUUUGCAAGAAAUAAUAUGUUGUUGCUUAUUUGAUCAAAGGAUAAAGGUAAAUUCAGAUCAUCAUAUGUUAUAUUAAGUAAUACUCCCUC
Molecule: messenger RNA, 1188 nt
Organism: Mercurialis annua (annual mercury)
Lineage: Eukaryota; Viridiplantae; Streptophyta; Magnoliopsida; Malpighiales; Euphorbiaceae
Product: thiamine phosphate phosphatase-like protein
Exons: 4
Coding region: 118-915 (265 amino acids)
Molecular function (GO): phosphatase activity
Source: RefSeq, a predicted model, not a curated record